Messenger RNA from Rubroshorea leprosula, 1220 nucleotides. Lineage: Eukaryota; Viridiplantae; Streptophyta; Magnoliopsida; Malvales; Dipterocarpaceae. The record is from the annotation of a GenBank genome assembly.
CGACCCUCUGCACCCGACGAGCUCCCCCCGUUACCGCAACCCAUUUUCCGGUCGGAACACCGGCAAAGCUUAGGGAUUUCUCCCUAUUUUCUUGUUCUUGAACCCAGAAUUUCCCCCUUCCCUCUGCAGAAUCCGGAUCUGCUCUGCUCUGCCUCUCCCGUCCAGCUGCUGCUCUUGUUUGUGGGGGCAAAUUGCUCUGGUUUUAGCCGCGAGUUCCCCUGCAGAAUUUCUUCUUCUCUGCCGCCGGCUUCUCCCCCCUGCUAGGCUCGGUUUUGCUUGCUGAAUUCCGGAAGUGAAACUGAGGACGGAGAAAUCAAGGGGAGUGACGAGUUAGAAGGCUAACCAUCUUGAAAUUUGAAUAUGGAUUUUAGAUAUAAUGAUGAUAUUGCAAGCUUGGUUGUAAUUGGAGAUUUUAUAAAUUCUUUAAUGGAUUGUUAGUUUACAAAAGACUUGACUUGGAGAUAAUUGAGAUUUUGAGGUAAAUAAUAUUUUGUGGAAGAGACAGCCUGCUGGUAGAACUGUUGCUGAAGCAUUAUGAAGAGUUUAUUUUAAUAAUCAAUCCAUUAUAUUUUAUGCUUGUAUCUUAUAUAUGAGAAACUUCCCAAAGAUAUCUCCGAACGGCAUGUACUGCUUCUGGAUCCAGUUCUUGCUACAGGUAAAAUCCAUUUGUUGAUUCCCCGAAGUUUUCUAGUUCUUUCCCAAAUCUGAUGUCUGCCCUUGUCCAUUAUUGCAAGAACAGGCUAACGGAGUGGAGCUCUGCCAACCAAGCAAUUCAACUACUGAUACAGAAAGGUGUUCCAGAAUCCCACAUUAUAUUCCUGAACUUGAUAUCCGCCCCUGAGGGAAUCCAUUGUGUUUGCAAACGUUUCCCAUACUUGAAAAUCGUCACUUCGGAAAUUGAUGUUGCAUUGAACGAAGAGUUCCGAGUCAUCCCAGGUAUGGGUGAGUUCGGAGAUCGUUACUUUGGCACUGAUGACUGAUCCAUUGCUUGCAAGUACAGAUUGUUAGUGGUAUUUGUUUCAUGACACUCUGAAAACAAAUGUGGUAUUGAUUUUUACCCGUGUACGCCACCUGCUACCCGCUAAGUGCCUGGUCGCAUCAAAUAUUACAACAUAAUUCGAGUCCACUAGAUGAAUUUCAAGUCCUUGAAUACCUCCAUGUUUGAUCGAAUGCUUCUUUCUUUCAAGGGUGCAGAAUAUGAAUAAUAUUGUCGAUACAUC